Messenger RNA from Rotaria sp. Silwood2, 405 nucleotides. The record is from the annotation of a GenBank genome assembly. NCBI's taxonomy places the organism in Eukaryota, Metazoa, Rotifera, Eurotatoria, Philodinida, Philodinidae.
AUGUCCAGCUUACCAUUUUUGUCUUCGUGGCUUUUUUUUUACAAAGGUCAAUUAAAUACUACUUUGGAUUAUUUUAUUUUGUUGUCACACUAUUGUUGGAUACAAAAGGGAUAUAUUAUUGCAAAAGCUAGAACAGGAGAGAACGGUGUUGCAUUGAUUCUAUACAAAAAAGAAGGUCUCAAUGUUACUGUCUCACAGCGUGUUGAUGCAUACUCAUACUAUUUUACUGUAGUGAUAAAUAACGGUAAAGAAAAUAGAGAUUUUAUGGCAAUUUCGGAUUAUUUCGUCGAUGGAAAAUUUGUCAAUAUGGAAAGUUUUAUCAGAAAAUUUUGUGGUAAAAUAAAUAAGGUUGUUCGUAAACAUAAACGUAAAUCACGUCCACCACCACCACCACCACGUGCAUGA